Messenger RNA from Ipomoea nil (Japanese morning glory), 1026 nucleotides. RefSeq names its product anaphase-promoting complex subunit 10. Bases 229 to 804 code for a protein of 191 amino acids. NCBI's taxonomy places the organism in Eukaryota, Viridiplantae, Streptophyta, Magnoliopsida, Solanales, Convolvulaceae. Gene Ontology annotation, cellular component: anaphase-promoting complex. The record is from RefSeq and is a predicted model, not a curated record. Gene Ontology annotation, biological process: anaphase-promoting complex-dependent catabolic process; protein K11-linked ubiquitination. The transcript is spliced from 7 exons.
GAAAAACUAAAAUCAGAAAUCCUAACUCGUUGCGAGUCGCGACGUAGCCGCAAAGCUCCAAGCUAAAGUCGCUGCCUCGCCGGACCACGGACCAGACUCCAUUACUCCAAGCUCGUUGUCAACUUCGCCUACUGCAGGACCAGUUACCCGCUCACGGCUAGACCAUUCACUCGCUCACCGCCGGAUUUCUCUGACAAAAGCAAAGUCCACCGAAGUAAGGUAAACUCAAUGGCAGAUUCAUCAGAAGGAGAGGAAGAAGGGAAGCUGACAGGAGGUAGCCAACAGCUUUUGGUUGAUGAUGACCUCUGUGAGAUGGCUAAGAAGGCUGCUUGGAGUGUCAGCUCUUGCAAAGCUGGAAAUGGCAUUACUUCCCUUCGAGAUGAUAACCUUGAUACAUACUGGCAAUCUGAUGGUGCACAACCUCAUCUGGUAAAUAUACAGUUCCAGAAGAAAGUAAAGCUCCAAUUAGUAGUUUUAUAUGUUGAUUUCAAGCUUGAUGAGAGCUACACCCCUAGUAAGAUUUCAAUUCGUGCCGGUGAUGGUUUCCACAACUUGAAGGAGAUAAAAUCAGUGGAACUUGUCAAGCCAACCGGAUGGGUGUAUAUAUCAUUGUCUGGGAAUGAUCCUCGUGAAACCUUUGUCAACACUUUCAUGUUGCAAGUGACAAUUUUGUCAAAUCAUCUGAAUGGGAGGGACACUCAUAUCCGCCAGAUUAAAGUCUAUGGACCUAGGCCGAAUCCCAUUCCACUUCAACCAUUCCAGUUCACCUCAACAGAGUUCAUUACCUACUCUAUUGUGAGGUAAAACUCAGAAGAACAUCAACAUGUUUCAAUGUAACAAAACAACUGCAAGCAUUUAUUCAAGGUUGUUGAGGAUGGAGGUGUUUAGAAAGUGCAAAAAAAAAAAAAGUGUAUCAUGGACCAAUGCAAUGCUUGCUGAUUGAAAAUGGACAGUUUUAGUCCAUCAAGUAAUUAAAAAUGUUGGAUAAUGUUGACUUGUAAGUUUUUUCUUUGAAUGAAAAUCAGA